This is a messenger RNA of Australozyma saopauloensis, 582 nucleotides long. RefSeq lists its product as uncharacterized. Bases 1 to 582 code for a protein of 193 amino acids. The record is from RefSeq and is a predicted model, not a curated record. The transcript has a single exon. Lineage: Eukaryota; Fungi; Ascomycota; Pichiomycetes; Serinales; Metschnikowiaceae.
AUGCGUUCCAUGUCCCCCAAUGUCUGCCCCAAAAUCACUGGCGACAGAGAUAAUGGCAUGGAUGGUAGGAGGCAACGGCCAUGGUGCAGGAUGCACGGCGGCUCCUCGGCACAGUGCUCGGUGAUGGCGGAGAAGCGAAGCAGCUUCAGAAUCACAGAGAAUCCAGCGGGACCCGAAUUGCCCAAAGAACCAAAAGAAGAGAAACACGAAAAAAACACACAUCCAUAUCUCCUACUUCCUCCGUCGGAUGUCGCUCUAAUCUCUGUUCACCUCAAAUUCUUGGUCCUGCAGGUAAGGCAGGAUCGCCGCGGACUUCCCUCUCCAAUCCCGCCUACAUACUGCCCCAUGCAUAUCAAUGCCCUACAAGGAAACCAUGCGGCAUUGGCCGGUAUCUAUGGCGUGCAUCAGCCAAUCAGGUCACAGAUAGUGUUCUUCGGGCCUGCAGGAAACACAUCCACUGGCUGCAAAAAGCACUCACCCUGCAGGACGCCAUCUCAUCGCCUUAUCUCUCUGCUCUACCUACUCAUCGCUGCCCGUCAUCGACGUCUGCUGACCAUCAGUGAUCAUAUAAGACAUCGGUGA